Messenger RNA from Acaulospora morrowiae, 368 nucleotides. The record is from the annotation of a GenBank genome assembly. Lineage: Eukaryota; Fungi; Glomeromycota; Glomeromycetes; Diversisporales; Acaulosporaceae.
GGGAUGUGUAAUGUGAGAGGUGCUUUAGAGUUCAUUAGAUCAACGAUUCGGUCACAGGACAAAACUAUCUCGUUUCGCGAACCUACAGACAAUGUUUUGAUGAGUCUGACUCAAGAUGAAAAGUUUAUAUCAUGUUUAAAGCAAACAUGCUUACUUAAUAAUUCUCAAUACAAAGAUGUCGAAAGAUGUAUGGGUGGUCUCUAUCACACUGCAUCAAAAAACUUGCACGGUCACGACAAGGAUAUUGAAAUUGAUGCGCGGGACUGGAGUGCGAAUGAAGUAUUAGCAUUAGGUGUUCUUUUUCGUUAUUAUAAUAUUUCGUACUAUUAUUAUAAUGACAAGGGGGAUUUAGCUGAAUACCCUUACAA